This is a messenger RNA of Olea europaea var. sylvestris, 2114 nucleotides long. RefSeq names its product transcription termination factor MTERF15, mitochondrial. The record is from RefSeq and is a predicted model, not a curated record. Gene Ontology annotation, biological process: regulation of DNA-templated transcription. The coding region runs from base 93 to 1445 and encodes 450 amino acids. Gene Ontology annotation, molecular function: double-stranded DNA binding. The transcript has a single exon. NCBI's taxonomy places the organism in Eukaryota, Viridiplantae, Streptophyta, Magnoliopsida, Lamiales, Oleaceae.
GGUAAAAAUUUGAGCACAGUUGCUGCAAUUUUACCUACCCUCAUUAUUCAAAAGAUUUGGGUGCCAAUUCAUCAGAUUGCAGAUCCUCGGCAAUGGCUAUGUUAAUCAGGAAUAUCAAAACACGACCUCCAUUUCUCCUUCUCUUCAGAUCAAUUUAUGCUCCCGUUCAUUUCAUUCCAUACCCAAAUUCACAAUCUUUCUCCACAGCUCCAAAAUCCCAUCAGAAGAAUUUAAUUCCUGUCUCAAAUCUCUUCCAAAGGUAUGGCUUCCCACCCUCUGAACUUCCCCAUUUCCUAAAAAAGAAUCAGUUUUUGCUGAAUUCCAAUACCCCAGAAAUCGAAAAAUCCCUCAAGAUUUUAUCAUCGCUAAACCCUUCUCAAGAUUUCGUUGUUAGUGUAUUAUGUAGCUGCCCCAGUGUUCUAGAACUUGAAUUCUUGGAAAAAUGGCAACUGGGCAUUUCGGAAUUGGGGAUUUCAAAUAUUAGUAUAAUGGCAAUUCGGAAUAUUCUUGAAUUUUCUAGGAAAUAUGAUUUAAAACCUGAUGACGUUUUUAGGUGUAUAAAGUGUUUGAAAAGGUUGGGGUUUAGAGAGAACACUGUCACCAGGGUUUUGGAAGCAGUUCCUAUGGUAAUUAUGUCAAGUGAGGAGAAGAUUCGCGGUAAAACCGAGUUCUUGAUUAGGAUUGGAAUUCAGAAGAAAGAAAUUGAUCGGGUAGUUUGUUCAUUUCCUGGAAUUUUGGCAUUUGGUGUGGAAAAUAGGCUGAAACCAUUGAUUGAUGAAUUUGAAGAUUUAGGUUAUAGCUUAAGUGAGGUUAGGAGAGAAGUUAUUAGGGACCCAAGAAUUCUUGGGUUGGAAAAUGGGGAGUUUUCACAGUGUUUGAAAUUGCUAAAGAGUUUGCGUUGUAGGUUACCUAUUAAGGAGAAUAUUUUUCGCCAUGGAGCAUUUAGGGCUGGCUAUGAAGUGAAAAUAAGGGUUGAUUGCUUACGAAAACAUGGUUUGAUAUAUCGAGACGCUUUUACUGUCUUGUGGAAGGAGCCUAGAGUGAUUUUGUAUGAGAUAGAGGAGAUUGAGAAGAAAAUCGAAUUUUUGGUGCAGGAGAUGGAGUUUGAUGUUCAGUGUUUAGUUGAAGUUCCUGAGUAUUUGGGGGUGCAUCUUGGUAAACAGAUAUUUCCUCGUUUCAACGUGAUUAAGCAUUUGAGAUCAAUAGGUGGACUUGGAGACGAGGUCGGUUUGAGGGAUUUAAUUAAGCUUAGCAGAUUGAGAUUCUAUAAUCGGUAUGUUAAGCCAUACUCAGAAUGUGAGCAGAUAUAUGGAAGGUUUGGAGGAGGCAGUGAAGUUCGAAGCCGGCAUCCAGUUGGAAUGUGGAAGCUUUUUAAACCACAAAAUCAUCCCAAGUCGAAUGAAGAUUCUAGAAACAUCAAAUCUUACAUGGAAUCAUUGGCUUGAAUGGAAUUUACUACACUGCUGGUGUUUGUUGGUUUCUGGAGCUGUACUCUCUUUGCUCGUUUAUUGCCCUUAUCAGGGCGUCCUCAGCCCCUCCUCACCAGGACUUACUCCCAGGUGCCAAAAGGCAAUCAGCAGUCAGCUUACCGAAAGGGCUUCUUCUUUGUGGGAAUAUUCCCUCACGGAAGCUCCCCUAGAAUGUAAUGUACCUUGGCUUACGACAUAAUAUGUUUGCAAAAUGGCAGUGGCUGAGUUUUGGCUGUGCUGUAUUUACUUGCCUCCUCCCUCUAUAAAAUAGCACAUAGGUGGCCAGUGAUAGGAGGAACACCCAGCGCCCGCACUUGAACGGGCAACCAUGGUCUGCUUUGCUAUAUUCAAGGAAAUUAAGUGCUUCAUAUAAAGGAGAAGCAGUGAAACUGUGCGGUCAGAUGUUGACAAGAACACUGUGCGAACUCAGUUAUCCGUGUGAUUGAGAACCCUCGCAGCCAAACACAACGAAAAGUAUUAGGAGUGCACUCUUACCACUUUGCAGGAUUGGAAAACUUGGGGUCCGUUUGGUUUGCAUUUCUGUUUUUUAUUUUUAGUUUUGAAUUCAUUUAUAGUUUUCUAUUUUGAGAGAUUAUUUUAAGAUUGCACAAAACAUAUUUGAUUUAUUAUUCUGAAAAACUGUUU